CAGAUGCCUUUAGGACAGGGAAUAAUCGUUUUAUAACCCUGGAAUGAAAGCUUGCCAGCUUUUCUUUUGAAACGAGAAAUUAUCAGUGAGUCACCUCUGAGACAUAAACGAUCUGUGUUUGGACAAUGAAAACAUAAUGACUGGAGGAUUUAUUCUUAGGACUGUGUGAGGGGGCUAAGGGAGGGGAGUAAUUUAUGAUGCGUUUCCCUCAGGUCCCACCUAAGCCCCUUUUAACUCACAACGCGUGGGGUACGCCCACUCCAUUUCUGCCGCGCUGCUCUCCAAGCAUCAGGACCACUCUCUCCUUCCCAUCAGAGUCAUUUCGGAGCAGGAGAUCCCUCUGAGGACCCUCGGGGGAAUGGCCCCUGAACGGGAUGGCUCCAACACCACCACCACGGCCACCAGCAGAGUCUUGGCCAACCAGUUCGCGCAGCCCGCGUGGCGCAUCGCGCUCUGGUCCGUGGCAUACGUCACGGUGCUGGCAGUGGCCGUCUUCGGCAAUUUGAUCGUAAUUUGGAUCAUUCUUGCUCACAAGCGGAUGAGGACUGUCACGAACUAUUUCGUACUGAACCUGGCUUUCUCUGACUUCUCCAUGGCUGCCUUCAACACCCUCAUCAACUUCAUCUACGCGGCCCACGGUGACUGGUACUUUGGAGACGUCUACUGCAGGUUUCACAACUUCUUCCCGGUCACGGCUGUGUUUGCCAGCAUCUACUCCAUGGCCGCGAUUGCCUUAGACAGAUACAUGGCCAUCAUCCAUCCUCUGAAGCCUCGUCUGUCUGCUAAAGUCACACUAGGAGUUAUCUUCUGCAUCUGGACCCUCGCCGUGGCUCUUGCCUUCCCUCUCUGCUACUUCUCCACCACCAGAACUCUACCAGGGAGGACCUUCUGCUAUGUGGCCUGGCCCCGCAUGGUGGACGACCCCUUCAUGUAUCACAUCAUAGUUACUGUCCUGGUUUAUGUGCUGCCGUUAGCUGUGAUGGGCAUCACUUACACCGUAAUUGGAGUGUCGCUGUGGGGAAGUGAGAUCCCAGGAGACUCAUCUGAAAACUAUCAUGCACAACUCCGGGCUAAAAGGAAGGUAAUUUGAAUAUCUAUCAACAUAACUUUUUAUAA
Poecilia latipinna (sailfin molly) is the source of this 1116-nucleotide messenger RNA. RefSeq names its product neuromedin-K receptor-like. The record is from RefSeq and is a predicted model, not a curated record. Gene Ontology annotation, molecular function: tachykinin receptor activity. The coding region runs from base 359 to 1090 and encodes 243 amino acids. Gene Ontology annotation, cellular component: sperm midpiece; plasma membrane. Lineage: Eukaryota; Metazoa; Chordata; Actinopteri; Cyprinodontiformes; Poeciliidae. The transcript has 3 exons. Gene Ontology annotation, biological process: G protein-coupled receptor signaling pathway; positive regulation of flagellated sperm motility.